This is a messenger RNA of Carassius carassius (crucian carp), 632 nucleotides long. Its product is annotated as probable pancreatic secretory proteinase inhibitor. The record is from RefSeq and is a predicted model, not a curated record. Gene Ontology annotation, molecular function: serine-type endopeptidase inhibitor activity; protein binding. Lineage: Eukaryota; Metazoa; Chordata; Actinopteri; Cypriniformes; Cyprinidae. The coding region runs from base 210 to 452 and encodes 80 amino acids. The transcript has 4 exons.
UGAUGGUGGGUAGGUGGAGCAGAGAGCCGUCAAAAUAUCAGCUCCUCUCCUCCUCCUCCUCCUCCUCACUUUCAAACUAUAUGUUGCUGGGCAUCAACAAUACAAAACUCAUAAACGAGCUGGAAGUCAUCAGUUACUGAGUAAAAGCUCUCUGCCUGAACAAAUACAGAUUACUCUUUUAAAAUCCAGAGUUCUUUCAUUUAAGUAUCAUGACUGGAACAGCAGUGGUUCUGAUGAGCCUGGUCCUCAUCCUCUCUGUGGGUGCAGAGGAUAAAUCAAGACUCCACCGCAGGCCUGCGUGUGGGGGUUUGAGUGUCAAUCAAGCAUGCCCUCUCAACUAUUCUCCCGUAUGUGGUAAUGAUGGCAUCACAUACGUCAAUGAAUGCACCCUGUGUGUGCAGAGAAUGCACACUAAUGCAGACAUUUUGAUUGUGAAAGACGAACGAUGCUGAGGUGGAGGACCUUAUGAAAUCAUCGCUUUGCUUUUUAUAUCUAUUUUUGUUUAAGAGUGUUGUUUGCUAUGCUCAUCCAGGGGAUGUGAUCAGCAUACCUAUAAACAGUGGAUGUGUGAACACCUAGCAAAUGUUAAAAUUAAAAAUAUUAGUACUAAAAGUGUCAGUUUUAUCACAUCU